This is a messenger RNA of Drosophila rhopaloa, 7232 nucleotides long. RefSeq lists its product as uncharacterized. Lineage: Eukaryota; Metazoa; Arthropoda; Insecta; Diptera; Drosophilidae. Bases 1065 to 4502 code for a protein of 1145 amino acids. The transcript is spliced from 8 exons. Gene Ontology annotation, cellular component: nucleus. Gene Ontology annotation, molecular function: zinc ion binding. The record is from RefSeq and is a predicted model, not a curated record.
GUAAACGGUCGUGUGUGCUUGUGUGAUGCGGCGCCAGUUGGCAGGUAGCGUAGUUUACCUUUGCCGCUCUACAAAAGUCAAAUAACAAUAAUAAUCGCAACAACAACAACGACGACAACUGCAACAAUAACAAUAGGCGCAUUCUUAAUUGUGUUUACCUUUCGAUUGUCAUUCGCCAACGUUACAUAGACAGCCACACACAUAUUUGAACAUACAUUUUAUAACUGUGUAUCGUCGCGACUCCUCCUUGCCCCUUUCUUCGUCCCCUCUUUUUGUUUGUUUGUUUUUGGUUCUUGUUCUCUCGGUUUUCCUUCAAUUGGAAUGUGCAGCGAAAAGAAAGGCAAGAAGAAAAGCCAAGCGCAAAGUAAAGAAAAGAACAAAUCAAAUCAGAGCAGCGGUAUUAAAAUUUAUAUAAGCACUAAAAAGCGCACAUAACAUAAUUUACUAUUCACACACACAGACAGACACUCAAGGCAACAACUUCAAAAAAGCAGUAAUAAAUACAAUUUUACACAUUCACAUUCCAUUUUGAUUCUGUUGUGUGUGAAAAACUUAUAAGAGAAAAAAAAAAACAAAAACAACGGCAAAUAACAAAAGUAUCAACAACAACAACAACAACAAUACAGCAUAGCAAAGCAGCGAAGUCAACGUCAAAGAAGAAGAAGCAAGAUAAAUACAUAGCAAUUUCGACUAAAUAAAGUUUACCAAACGUCGUCGGUACAAUCAGAACGUUCCGUUCUCCCGUUUCUGUUUCUUCGAUUUUCCGUUCGUUCCGCGCGCUCCUCUCUCGCGUGAGAGAGAGAUUGGCCACUUGUUGCCGGCUGAGGUACUCCCCCUCAAUAUUCCGUUUCCCAUUCCAUCGAUAUUGGAUUGACAACCGAUUGAUCUGAUCCACCCACUGGCGGAGAUUUGUGGAACGACGACGCUCAGUGGAAGCAGAAGGACGAGGAACCAGUGGAAGGCAUGCAGUUGAUGGCCAGCGGUUACUUCUCCUGUUACUCCUGCAGCAGCUCCAUAUCCUUCAGUUCCCUCAGUUCCGGUUCCCUGUGUUACAAGCUCUCGCGAUGGAUAGCGAUGGUCAGCAGGAGGUUGGGGGCGGAAGUGCACCACCGCUAUGUCGCAUCUGCGUCACCACCCACCAUCAGCAGCACAACAGCACCACUGCAACAGCCACCACAGUCCUGCCCAUGAUACCCAUCUUCGGCGAAGACGCGCUAUGGCAGAAGAUUACCACGCUGGCCAACGUCAAGAUCAGCAAAAACGACACCCUACCGCAACAGGUGUGCGUGGGCUGUGCGAAGACGGCCAUUUCGGCCUGCGUGUUCAAAAAGAAGUGCGAGGAGGCGGAUAACUUUUACCGCCAGAAAUUGAGGCUCCAGAAGAUCGAGGGCGCGGAUCCGCUGGAGACCAGCGCUGCUGCCGACCAGGCCAAAAGCAGCGGCUGCAGCAGUGGCAGCGGGAGUGGGAGCAGCAGCGCCAGCGGAAGUGGCAGCAGUUCCACUAGCAGCAGUUCAUCCUCCUCCGACGAGGACGAAGACAAUGAUCAGGAUCGGGAUAAUGACAAUGAGGUGGAGGCUGGCGGGACACACAAGCUUCUGCAGAAUGGUCAUGGCCAGGCCAUCAAUGGCCAUCGAGAUGAGGACGAUGAGGUCCAGGAGGAUAUGGAGGACCAUCACGAAGCUGGCAAUGACGGGGAGCAGCAGGAAGAUGAUCACGACGAUCACCAUCGAAACGGCCUCGAGUUGAGGGAAACAAACCCUGAGGAUGAGGAUGAUGUGGAGGAGAUAAAUCCACUGAGUCACCACCACAACGACGAUGGGGAGAUAACCGUCCAUGGUGUGCAUCCCAAGGAGCCGUUCGACUUCAACUCCAUUCGCCUGAUGCAGGAGUACAUGCAACAUCAGAUGAACAAGUUUCCGAAUGGCUCCGCCACUGGUCCACCGGGUCAGGAUAUGGAGCUCGAUCUCGACCAGCAGCAUCACGACGACGAUGAUGAUGAGGACAUGUCGCUCCCGCUGAUACCCGAAAUCGAGCUUAUCACGCCGGGGGAUGAAGCGCAAGCGGAUCCCUCGAAUCCAAAUGAUUUGGUCAAUGGAGCCGGCGUUGGCGUGGUUCAGGGGAUGCGGGGACCGGGAUUCCAGUGUCCCCAUUGCUACCAGAUCUUCGAAAUGAAACAGAUCCUUAAGGCGCACAUGCAGAGCGUCCAUGGAGCACCGGGACCGGUGUAUGAGUGCAGUAAUUGCCGCAAGACCUAUUUCUACAAACGUUUUCUGGAGAAGCACAUACGCCGAGGUCGGUGCGUCAAGAAGCGUCGCAAUCAAACUCGGCCCAUGCAGUGUUCGGAUUGCCAUGUCCUCUUCCCCACGGGCCACCAUUUGGGUUGGCAUAAGCGCACCGGGUGUCCUUCGAAGGCGGCCAAAAUGCCAUUGCAGCAGCUUUUCAAGCAGAAUAUUGUGCAGUUCAACAAUUUCCCUAAGCGGAUUGCCGCCGGAGGAGCUCGCAAGCCCACUGCUCCUGAAUUGCAUGUGAAUAAUCGCAAACUGGGCCUGGCCAACAAAAGAAAGGGUCGCACUCGCAUCAAGUUGGAUGCCAAAAAGAUUGCCCUAGCCAAGCAGUUGAUACUGCGCGAGGCCACCACCACGGUGAUUGCCAACGAGCUGAACAUCUCGCGCACCUUCGCCUGGCGCCUGCGCAAAAGUCUGGUUAAUGGUGUAAGUCUGCAUGAGCGGGUGGUGGAUCCAUCGCAGGAGGAACACCACCUCCAACAGCUGCAGCAGCACCACCACCAUCAGCAGCUACAAUUGCAGCAGCAUCAGCAGGAGGAGCAGCAGCAGGCUGCCGCUGUUGCAGCGGCACAAGCGGAACGGGAACGUGAACAUCAUCAGUUGAACCUUUCCUAUAGCCACCUUGGCUUGGGCCUUAUCAAAGAGGAGCGGCAAGACAGCGAGGAUGAAGAGCAGCAUCAGCACCAUCCCUCACAUCAUCAACUGGGUCUAGUGGAUGAGUGCGGAGCGGAGGAGAUCGGCGCUGAGGAGACGGCUGGGUAUAUGGGUGAUGAGGAUGGCGUUUGUGACUUGCUUCGCAAUGGCUAUGACCCCGAUCCCGAUUCUGACCCCAUUGAGCACGAUCCCUUCGAGGGCACCGAGAACAACGACCAUCAUUUGAAUGGAGGUCGGACCGGUUCGGUUUCGCCUGCGCCACCGCUACCGCCGCCAUCGCUGGGAAGUUCCGGUGUUCCGGUGCCGGUGCAGGUUCAUGCUGCCGCGCGUUCCGAUGUUGAGGUCUAUAAACGUCUGCUCGCGGAGUCGCAGCACUUCCCCCACAUCGUGAACGCCCAGCAGUUGCAGAUGCAGCAACAGCAACGCGAGAGGGAGAGGGAGCAGCGGGAACGCGAACGGGAGCAACUGCAGCACCAGAAGGCCCACAAUGGCGGAAUGCCGAUGCUUACUCGUUAUCCGCCGUCCGUCAUGCAUGCCCUGCCCGUCAACCUGUCCCUGCGCUCGAUGCCCCACAUGAACAGCAACGAGAGCAACGGCAGCUCCAGCAGCAACACUGCAGCCCCAGUGCCCGUUUCCGGCUCAUCUGCAGCCUCGACGUCUGCGACGCCAACCGGCAAGAAGCCCCGUAAGCCGAACGUCUUCAUCGAUGACGAGAAGUACGCCAUGGCCAAGUUGCUGGUGGCCCAAAACUCCUCCACCAUGGAGAUUGCACGCGCCCUCAACGUUUCCCAAAUGACGGCCUGGAAGGUGCGCGAUGCCAUUCUCAAGGGAGUGCCGCUCUCCUACCGCAACAAGCGAUCCGAUGGCAGGCAUUCGGACGAGUUUAUCGUAAAGGAGCAGCAACAACAGCAGCACCAGCAGCACCAGCAACAGCAACAACAGGAGCAACAGCAACGCCAGCAGGAGAUGCAGCGGCAGCAGCAACAGCAAAUGGAGCAAAUGGAGCUAAUCAAACAGCAACGCCAGCAACAGGAGUUGCUCCUCCAACAGCAGCAGCAACAACAGCAACAACAACAGCAGCUGCGUCAUCACACACCAGCGGAAACAUCACACUAUCAGCAACAGCAACAGACGCCAAAGUUGCUGCAUCCUCGUCGCCGGUUAAAGGCCGCGGAACGCGAACUGCGCGACAAGGAGAUCACACGCGAAAUACUCGAGCUGAUAAAGGAGGACAGCAACAUUCAGUACUGGAAGGUGUCGGCCCGGCUGGCCGAGAAGGGUAUCAAUAUAUCGCCCUCGUCCGUCUGCCAAAAGCUCAAAUCGAUGGGCAUCCACCGGCGCUGGAAGCCUGGGGACAAGCCACCCAUGCUGGCCAUCAGUCAGCUGAAAGCGGCCACCGUGGCGGCCGCAGCAGCAGCAGCUAGUUUGGCCGGUGUCGGCGGUGUUGUUGGUGGCGCCAGCGCUGGACUGGCCGGCAACAGUUUCGGCCUGGCCGACGACGGCUACGAGCAGCAGCAGUUCGACAUGGGUGGGCCUCACUUUCUCAGUGCCUUUACGCGCUAGACGAACGACCACAAGUCCUCCCCAUCUUAACUUAGAGUUAAAUAUUACACGCAUUGGAGUGGAUCAGAAUCGUAGGGCAGCAAGCAAGCUAUCGGGCAAUUCUUAGGCACUUUGACUUUAAAAUUGUAGGGCAAGUUAUUCUUUACACUAUUCAAGAAAGCAUACAAGUCUGGGCAAUCAUUAAAAAUAUGUGUUUUAGCUUGGCUUUAGAUAAAUGGUAUGAUAAAGGAGUGAAAAAAUUAAUGGAAGAUAAAUAACCAAAUAUCUAGUAUAUCCUUUUUUAACUAAGUAGGCCAACUUAAAUACUUAUACUUGGUUAUCCAAAAGGAAAGUAAACUAAAUCCAAUCUUGUUAGUUAUUUCAUGCAACAUGUUUUAUUUUCCAAAACUCAAAAUAUAAGUUCUUUUUUCAUAGAUAAAUGUAUUGAAGACCUGCACUUUUCAAGACAAAAUACCUAUUAAUUGUCCACAACUACGAUUUUUUAGUUUUUUAUUUUUUUUUUUCGAGCCACCCUAAUCCAAAUGCAUAGACCAGCACAGCAACAACAACAACUUGUAUUUUUUAUAUAGUAUUUGAAAGAGAGAGCGCGCUUGAAAUGUAUUUGUAUUUGUAAUCGAUAUGAGAUAGCAUAUAUUGUAUGAUUCUGUAUUAGAUUUAUAUAUCCAAUAUAUAUGCUAAGCAUUCCUAGAAUGUAACACAAAAAAAAACACGCCCAAAAACACGUUCAUUCCAAGCGAGGAACAUUUUUCCUUUCUUUAAUUUCAGCAGCUUCCUCUUCCUCCAUUCACACACACACAUACACUACACCAACACACACAUAGCUGAUAAUUUUUAAUUAAUUAAUUAUUAUAUUUAUUGAUCGCACGUUCUUGUGUGUGUGUGCCUUUUAGCUGAGAAAUGUAUUUAAAUUUUCACCAUUUUUAAUUUAUUUAUUUUACUCACGCACACACACAUAAGUAGUUAUUCAGUACUGAACUUUAAUUUAGUUAAAUUAAUGCAUCAAUCGAUAAAAUAACAAUCAGAACAAAGCAAACGGAAGCAGAACAAACAGCAGCUAGAGAGAGAGUUAAGAAAGCUAGCAACAUAAGUGCAAUUAUAAAUAAAACUAAACCUUAAAAAAACAGAAGAAUGUUAAAUAAUAACAUGUGACCGAGACAAAAGCUAGGAGCGUGAGAGAAGGGAGAGAAGGAAGAAAGAGAGGGAAAAUUGUUUAUCCAAUUUAAGGCCAAAACACCACUGGAGAUUUUUUUAAAUUUAUGUUUCCAAAUGCGUUAUUCGGAAGUCAUUCCUAGCUUUAAAUACACACUCUUUACUGAAUACCAACUCUUUCAUUUAAAAGCUAACUAUUUUUUAAAUUUCAUAGGCGAAUUUUCAAUAUUUUCAUUUGAAAUUAUUACCAUAUAUUCAGACGAUAAAUGUAUAUAAGUAAAUUAUUUUUAAAUCGUCAUUAAUAAAACCUGUUGAUUUUUGGUUAAACAAAGCCUUACACUGAAAACCUGUAAUAUUAUUAUUAAUUAGGGCAAUUAAAAAAACAAAUUAAUUUAAAAAACUUUUUUUAAUACUCUUAGACACUUCCAAAGACCUACCAAAAUUUUGUUAACCCAUAACUAGGCUGGAAAUUAAAAAAACUAUCACAGAAAUUCCCUCUUAAGAGUGGUAACAGUGGUGUUAAGCUAUUACUUUAAUAACUCACCUAAGGAAACCGAUUCAAUGAUUAACUUGUGCCCCUUUUUCAUCUUUCUUUCUCCUAUUCUUGCUCCACAUUAAACAGUUACUCCGAAUCCAUCCUCCAAUCAAGCCCCAUUUAAGUAAGAAAGUUAUGGAAACAAGACAAACGAUCAAUGUUAAAAACUUCGUAGCCAAUUGUUAGUUAAAAAUUAGAGAAAAAACCACAAAAGAACAAAGCAAAAAAAAAGGAAAAAUGAAGACAAGCUGAUGACUCAGAACUGUAUUUAUUUACAGCCAAUUUUAGGAACAUAUAUUUUAUUAUUUUUUGUUGUUGUGGAUAAAAAGCAUUUGUCUGCAAUUUAUUUUUGUAUAGCUUUUAAGGCCAGAAGUUAGAGAAAAAGAGAUAGCAAGAAAGAGUGAGCGAGCGAGAUUGCGUUAGUGAAGGUUGAGAUAGUAUUUUUUUUACAUUUUUGUACAAUUUGAAAUUGUAACUGCUUUUUAUCAAUCAAUCAAUAAAUGAUUCCCUCCCUCCACCAACCCGCACACAUACAAACACACAUACACACACAUACUGUGCAAAGUAUUUUCUAUAUUCAUUACUUAUAAAUAUAUCCAUAUAAAAAAUAUAUAACAUUUAAAGCAUACGAAACUAAAUUUAUAAAUACAUUUUUUUUGUUUUUUUUUAUCGUAUUUAUUAGCCACAGCUUAUAAAAUAGAUUCUAAAAAAUGAUUACAUUUUUUUGUAUGAAAUGCAAAUAAUGAUGUCUAUGAAAUAUAAUUUAAAGUACAUUAAAAUAUAUAUUUUAAUGCGUAUACUCGUAAGGAUCCAUUGCAAGCAGCAUCAACAAAUAGAACUGACGUGCCUAUGUAGCGAUUAAAUCUGACUAAACACCCACACACGGAUACACCCAAACACACACUUACACCUAGAGACAAGCCGAUGUAAUGCAUUAAAUAAUCAUUCCAAAAUGUCAUAUGAAGGAAAAGAAACAAAAAACGAAAAAAAAAUAAAAACAACAACAUUUAUAUAUUUUUAAAUGAAUAAAUAAUAUUUCAAGAAUA